GGCGGGCGCCAGGGGGCGGGCGGGGGCGGCGGCGCCGAGCGGAGCGCAGGGGUCGGGUCGGUUCCGCCGCACUCUCGCCGUCUCGUCACCCCCAUCCCCGCCGGGCACGGGCGACGGGCAGGUCCCGGCGCUGCAGGUUCUGAAGGUCUUUAAGCUCUGAAUACUUACAAGCUCUUCAUAUAUAACAAUGUCUGGCUCAUAUGAUGAUUCCGUUGGAGUAGAAGUUUCUAGUGAUAGCUUCUGGGAGGUUGGAAAUUACAAGAGGACAGUAAAACGAAUUGAUGAUGGCCACAGACUUUGCAAUGAUCUCAUGAACUGUAUUCAUGAACGGGCACGGAUAGAGAAGGUCUAUGCUCAGCAGCUCACAGAAUGGGCUAAAAGGUGGAAGCAGCUUGUGGAGAAAGGCCCACAGUAUGGAACAGUAGAAAGGGCUUGGUGUGCUUUUAUGUCAGAAGCUGAAAAAGUGAGUGAACUACAUCUAGAAGUAAAAGGUUCACUGAUGAAUGAAGAUUUUGAAAAAAUCAAGAACUGGCAGAAGGAAGCCUUUCAUAAGCAAAUGAUGGGAGGAUUUAAGGAAACCAAAGAAGCAGAAGAUGGAUUUAGGAAAGCUCAGAAACCCUGGGCAAAAAAGCUGAAAGAGGUGGAAGCUGCAAAGAAAGCUUAUCAUGCUGCCUGCAAGGAGGAGAAACUGGCUAUAUCCAGAGAAACAAACAGCAAAGCUGAUCCAGCACUGAAUCCUGAACAACUGAAGAAAUUACAAGACAAAGUGGAGAGAAGCAAACAAGAUGUACUAAAGACAAAAGAGAAGUAUGAAAAGUCACUGAAAGAAUUAGAUAAUGCUACUCCUCAGUAUAUGGAGAACAUGGAGCAGGUAUUUGAGCAGUGCCAGCAGUUUGAGGAAAAGCGGUUGCGUUUCUUCCGAGAAGUGUUACUGGAAGUCCAGAAACACCUUGACUUGUCCAACGUUGCAAGUUAUAAAAAUAUCUACCGUGAGCUGGAACAGAAUAUCAAAACAGCAGAUGCUGUUGAAGACUUGCGGUGGUUCAGAGCUAAUCAAGGUCCAGGGAUGUCAAUGAAUUGGCCUCAGUUUGAGGAGUGGUCUGCAGACCUCAAUCGCACUCUCAGUAGAAGAGAAAAGAAGAAGGCUUCUGAUGGAGUAACUCUGACUGGCAUCAAUCAGACAGGAGACCAAGUUUCACAGCCUAACAAACAUAGCAGCAGUCUUAGUGUCCAGAGUAACACAGUGCAGUCAGUACAAUCAAGUUACAAUCCCUUUGAAGAUGAAGAAGAUACUGGGAGUACUGUCAGUGAGAAGGAGGACAAUAAGAUCAAAAAUGUUAGCAGCUAUGAGAAAAACCAAAGCUACCCUACAGAUUGGUCUGAUGAAGAGUCCAACAACCCCUUCUCCUCCACUGAUGCAAACGGAGACACCAAUCCCUUUGAUGAAGACACCCCUCCUGCCAUGGAGGUGAGAGUACGUGCACUCUAUGACUAUGAGGGCCAGGAGCAAGAUGAGCUCAGCUUUAAGGCUGGAGUUGAGAGAACAGAAUAGAUCCAACUGAUGGGGGAGACCCAUUACACACUGUUUCCACACACGGGAAGGUGACAUCAGGGUGUGAUGGCUGCACACCACAGGUGCUGCUGCCUCCAGCUGAAAUCUACCCCCUAUUCAUGACUUUCAAGCCAGUUGUUCAGCUUUCAUGCCCAGAAUUGCAGGAGACAUUUUCCAACCAGGAAUUCAAGAACAAGAUUGCAGGAGUAGUUUAGCAAAAGCAAACAGAACUUCAUAUUGUGCAAAAGAGAGAAAUAGAUACUCUUUGAGUUUGUCUCUUUUCCUAUUUACUUGUCUUUUAUUCCCAUCUCCUGUAAUAACCAGAUUAAUUGUAAUAGAAAAACAGGAUUCAAGUGUUGAAAAGAAACUCCAGAAAGCUUUUGUCUGCCUCCCUUUCAGGUAUGGUUAGUUAAGAUUAGUGCUAUUUCUAUACCAGCUGCUGUGGUUCUUAGGUGGAUGUUAGGGCUAAAAGUUAGGAAACCAGUCCAUGUUGUAGCUAAUCAGGGAACUGCAGGAUGUCUGUUCUGCUGAUGAAGGGGUUGCUCAGAACAGUGUGUCCCCUGGUCAUAUUCUAAAUGCAGUUUGUGCUUUCUGAACCAAAACACCCCCUAGCUCAGGUGGUGGUGCUGCACCUUUAACUCACCUCUUUUUGUCAGUGAAACCACUGAAUAUCUGACUUUUCUUCUUUGUAGACAAGUAUCGUAGGCUUCCAGAGUGGAGGAAUGGGUUAUUUGUCCAUGAACUUUGCUAAAUUGUGCCCUGACAGAAGUACAGAAGUAACAAACAUCUGGUACUUUCUGUGGAAUACACACAAGCCAAAAGUUACUUUUCAUUCUAUAGACUUUACCUGCUCCAUUUUUCUCAACAGGGGAUGGAAGCAUGCUAAUCCUCUUGAAAUAUAUCUCUGGUGCCUGUGAAGCAGCAAGGGUUUACAGUAAUGAGUCUUUCCUUGGCAAAACUAUGCAGUGUUUAUAUACACAGAUGUAAUGGUUAAAUAGAAAGUUAAGUGCUGUGUGCUGGAGCACCAGCUGUGUCACUUGUAUUAAGCCACUGAACCAAGUGGCUCUUGGUGUGUGAGUUCUGUAGAAAUAAAGCAGAGGAAGUCUGAACUGUGAGAUAUAUGCAGACCUCACUUAAAAAGAGUUCAGUACUCUGAAGGAAGAGCAUUAAAGAAUAUUACAACACCAAAUGAUGUCAUUGAUACAAUUGUAGGAAAGGGAUGAUGUGCUAGACCAUGAAUCCCCUUAGAGAUGCUGAAUUAAUAGGAUGGCUACUUACUUAUUAGGCAGAAGUGUUAGUGUGACUAGCUUUACAUUGAACAUAAAAGAAACUAAGGAAAAGAACUCACUAGUUCAGGUAGGAGCCAAUUUAAAACGUACUCAAUCCUGUGUUCCUCUGUAGAUAUCCCUAGGCUCCUAAGCAGCUGUCAACAGAGGAUUAAUACAUUUUAAGGAUUUGUUCAAAUGGACAUAGAUAUUCUCAGAUAGGAUUUCCUUGGGUAUUCAAAGACUUUACCUACAAAAUGCUUCUAAGUACAUGUUCGAAUAUAUGCUCUGCACAGUGUCCAUUAAAUGUACUUUAAUACAUGAAACUCUUUUUUUUUAGUGGAGUACCUUUAUAUCUGGUGUUUUUUGUUUUGUUUUUUUUUUUUCUCUUGGCAAACAGCUGUGGGAGGCUUCCAGAGAGCAAGAAUAACUUCAUUCAUAUCCUAUGAGAGGUUUUAUAAGCAUGUAAGAGGAUGGGACAUAAUUAUUUACAAUAUUUGUAUUGUGGCCCUCGGUGGCUGAGAUAGUGACAGUAUUGGGGACUGUCCCUGCAAUAAUGACAUUGCAGAGACAACCUUUACUGGUUGUCCCUGCAAUGCUGUCAGAGUAUGUUAUUGUGUGUUCUGAUUUUAUCAUCACAGUGGUUUCAUUGUAACUGCUGUGCAGAUGACACUUAAUAUUUACUUGACUUCCAGGAUCACAGAGUUUCCAAGCCCAAGCUUUGAUACAAAUGCAUUUGUUAGGGCAUAUCAUCAUUCCAUUGUGAAUUUUGGAUACUCUCUGUUUCCACUCUUUAUUAACACACACUUCAUGGAAGGUUUGAAAUGCUCCCAUUCUGCAGCAUUAGAAAAAGUGGAAAAGUUGUUCCAUAAAACAAGUAGAGUCAUUUGUUCAUUUGUUCAAUGGGUAUUUAUUAGUUUUCUGAUAAAAACUAGAAGAGAUUAAAUUUUAACCUUUUUAUCAAAGAGAAAAGCUAUAAAGAUAAGUAUCUUGAGAAGAUUUAAUAUGAAGCUUGUCCAUUUCUACCAAAGAAUUUAUAGUUCUUAGGCUAGUUUAUAUUCUCCUAAAUGACACCAAGACUCUCUACUAUUUGGGACUAUAAUAAGUGAUUAAUAUCUUCAUCCUCUAUUUCCUAUUGCUAAGAUAAAACACACAUCAGUUUUAUCUAGGGAAAACAUUUGACACAAAUUAAUUGCACAGGAGGAAAUAAUUGUUACUCAAUUUGGUCUUUUUUGCCUGGCUGAGGUGGAACUUCCUUUGCUCCUAUGGAGCAUCUUGAAGUCUGCAGGCUCUCAAAAGUCAAAGUAUUCCCUGAGGAUGUGGAAUAUCAGAUGUGCAUUGCAAUCAAAAUGAAGUUAUCUUAUAGUUCAUGAAUGUCUGAAUGGAUAGUCUGGAAGUUAGCAAGCAAAUUCUGAGUUAUUUAAUCUUCGUAGCAUUUUCUUCCAUGUUUCCCUUAAAACCCUAAGACAAUAAGCCUAAUGAAACAUUUCUCUGUCUUGCACUGAGAUGGGGAAAAUGUUCCUUCUUUUCUUCAGGGGAUGAGUUAACCAAAA
This is a messenger RNA of Haemorhous mexicanus (house finch), 4370 nucleotides long. It is a transcript of the gene PACSIN2, whose product is annotated as protein kinase C and casein kinase substrate in neurons 2. Gene Ontology annotation, molecular function: protein binding; phospholipid binding. Lineage: Eukaryota; Metazoa; Chordata; Aves; Passeriformes; Fringillidae. The transcript is spliced from 11 exons. Gene Ontology annotation, biological process: regulation of endocytosis; caveola assembly; actin cytoskeleton organization. The coding region runs from base 188 to 1552 and encodes 454 amino acids. Gene Ontology annotation, cellular component: plasma membrane; cytoplasm; endosome. The record is from RefSeq and is a predicted model, not a curated record.